This is a messenger RNA of Cylindrotheca closterium, 807 nucleotides long. Lineage: Eukaryota; Bacillariophyta; Bacillariophyceae; Bacillariales; Bacillariaceae. The record is from the annotation of a GenBank genome assembly.
AUGACCGGCAUUUCCCAUGUUUCCACUUUGAUCCUGUGCGCUUGCAUUCUCGCAUCCUUUCAACUAUCGACUACCAAUGCUUGGACAACCACCAGCAGCAGCAGCAGCAGCAGCAGCCAUACUCUAAUCUCGGCUAGACGGCAGCAGCAGCAGCAGCAUUCGACUCUAUCAUUGAAUGUGGCGAGUCCCGACAUGUCCUCCCUGUCUGGAUCAGGGUCAGGCUCAGGUUCAUCGGCAUCGACUGCUUCCAAGUCCAAAACUAAAAGUAAAAGUAAUUCUAGUUCCAAAGCUGACGCCGCCAUUGUCGAUUGGGACUGGGCCGCCGUCGCCAAGGACGUCUUUCAGGAGGAUUCGAGGCCCAUUGUGUUAUUUGAUGGCGUCUGCAACCUUUGCAAUGGCGGCGUCAACUUUGCCAUUGACCACGACGAAGAUGCCAAACUGCGAUUUACCUCUCUACAAAGUAAAGUGGCCCAAUCGUUAUUGUUGAGAAGUGGAAUGGAUCCCAAGGAAGCCAACAUUGUGUUGGUGACCAAAAAUAAGGCCUAUUUUUCGAGCGAUGCCGUGUCCAGAAUCUGUCUGCAAUUGGAUACUGACAGUCUCAAAUUGGUGGGUAAAAUGGGAAUGGUCACACCCAAUUGGAUCCGAGAGGCCUUGUACAAAUACGUCUCUUCCAAUCGAUACUUUUUUGGAGAAAAUGAUCAAUGUCGAAUUGAUUUUGAUGGAACCUAUACCAGUCGCUUUGUGUCGGAUCCAAUGACCGUCGGGGAAUCAUCGUCGUCUUCUUCUUCGUCUUCGCCUUCGAGUUAA